Molecule: messenger RNA, 2407 nt
Organism: Bolinopsis microptera
Lineage: Eukaryota; Metazoa; Ctenophora; Tentaculata; Lobata; Bolinopsidae
Product: alanine--glyoxylate aminotransferase 2-like
Exons: 12
Coding region: 39-1478 (479 amino acids)
Molecular function (GO): pyridoxal phosphate binding; transaminase activity
Source: RefSeq, a predicted model, not a curated record
UACUAAUUGUCCUUGAGAUUUUAUCAACUUUAUGAAACAUGAAUGUUCAUCGUACCGCCCUAUUUGUCAUAAGAUAUUCCUCAAGACAACUGGAAAAAUGCCAAUCUCAUAAAAGGAGUUUCCGUACAGUGAGCACAGAUAUCAGUUACACAGAAGAGAAGAAGCUUGGCGGCAGUUUAAGCAAAGAUGAGAUAUACAGGCUCCGAAAGAAGCACGUCGCAAAUGCCUGUAUCCUGUUUUACGACCCCAACCCACUGCAAAUCGUGCGAGCAAAGGGACAGUACAUGUACGACGAAGAAGACAACGAGUACUUGGACUGCAUCAACAAUGUCUGUCAUGUGGGACACUGCCACCCGGAAGUGGUCACAGCAGCAUGCAAACAGAUGGGUAUCUUGAACACCAACAGUCGCUACCUCUCCCACCUUAACUCCACCUACUCCCAGCAGCUUACCUCCCUCUUCCCCGCUCCUCUUGAUACCGUCUUCUUCGUUAACUCCGGAUCUGAAGCUACUGAGCUGUCUCUUGAGCUUUGCAGAGUGUGGAACGAUGCUACUGACUUUAUCUGUGUUGACAGUGGUUACCACGGACACACGAGGUCCGCUAUAACAAUUAGCAACUACAAGUUUGGACACCCCAGAGGCAUUGGACAACCUGAUUUCGUUCAGAUGAUGGAUCUACCAGACACGUACAGAGGACAACACCGUGACGUGCACACAGCAGGGGAGAAGUACGGAGCACAAGCUGAACUCUUAGUUCAAAAUAUCAAUAACAGAGGCGCCAAGGUUGCUGGAUUCAUCGGGGAAUCCGCCAUAAGUUGCGGUGGGCAAAUAAUGUUACCCCCCAACUAUCUUAAAACAGUUUACAAAGCAGUCCACAAAGCAGGGGGACUGUGUAUUGCUGACGAGGUACAGGUCGGGUUUGGACGAUGCGGUACUGGCAUGUGGGUCUUUGAAAAGCAAGGUGUGGUGCCGGAUAUUGUUACCAUUGGUAAACCCAUGGGCAACGGUCACCCAAUAGCAGGCGUGGUUACAACCAGGGAGAUCGCAGAGAGGUACCGCCAGAAUAGACCAGAAUACUUUAACACGUACGGAGGAAACCCUGUGUCGAUGGCAGUGGGGUUGGCAGUACUGGAUGUUAUAAAGAAAGAGGGACUCGUCAAACACGCCAAAGUUACUGGAGACUUGUUCCUACUGGAACUGGAACGACUCAAAGAACGACACAGCUGUAUCGGGGAUGUCAGAGGUAUAGGGCUGUUUUUGGGUAUCGAGUUCGUGAAGUGCCGUGAGUCAAGGGAACCAGACGAGAAUACUGCUGUGUUCGUCAAAAAGGAGAUGUACCGAAACCGAAUAAUCGUGAGCACUGAAGGGCGACACAAUAAUAUCGUCAAGAUCAAACCUCCCAUGUCAUUUGAUCAAAAUAACGUGGCUCAUUUCAUCAACCAUUUCGAUAGGGCCAUUUCUCAAGUCAAAGUCCAAUGAUAAAAUUGAUUACUUUUCAAUGACAGUGGAUCACAGCAAGUGGGAUGAACUAUAAUUAAAAGGCGCUCAUUUUUCCUCAGCAAAAUCUAAUUAUAAUCUGCACCAUUUUAAAACGUUAAAAGAUUGAUAAAAUAUCUAAUAUUGUUUAAUUUCAUUUAAUUCAAUUAGGAGAUUAAUUUAAAUUAAGGCUGGAAUGAUUUUUAUAUUGAAAUGUUUAUUUUUCGUGCCAUACAGCUAUUCAUGGUAGCGGCGAAUGAAGUGUAACAGAAACGUGGCCAUGAUUUAAGUUUAGUUUUACAUUUCUUUUAAACACUAAAAGUAAAUUUAAUGUGUACGCUUAUUUUUACUCCACACAUUUUGUCGUACAUUUUUACAGCAGUUGCAUAAUAACUGUUAGUGUUACAUGUUUACUGCAGUACACUCACUUUAAAAGAACCUAAAAGAUAAAAAGCUUCAUUAACAAUGAUACUAACAAACUAGGUUUCUUUUGUUAAAUUUAUUUUAAAUUUGAAAAAUAAUGAUGGCGGUUGAGAUCUAUAAAUAUAAUGGUGAUGAUUAUAAAGGCCAGGGGAAAAGGCUGAAAGGCCUUACGGUAGUUCCAUUAGGAACGAAAGCAGAAGGAACUUUCAACAUACUAUAAUACGAUUUACUAGAUGUAUUUUUGACCAUAAGAUUAAAAUCGAUUAAAAGUGGUCCGGUAAUGAUAUUGAUAAGAUUAGCAUAUAAAAGUUGAAGAUUUAAUACCACACGAUGAAAUGGAUUUUAUGUACAUGGUAUAAUUUAAUUUUAAGUUGUGUGAAUCAUUACUCACACAUUUAUAAAGUGUGGAGUAAAGUGAGUUCACUGAACCUUCUUGAAGAUGACAGUAAUGUUUUUGAUGAUACUAUUAGUAUUACUAGUUCAUUAUUUUUAUUUACCGCAGUUAUUUG